UAGGUACAAUCCGGCGCACACGACACCGAAGCGCCACAUGGGAUAUUGACAGUUCGCAACCCCUGCACUUGUGACGUCUCACGAUGAUGAAAGUUGUAUUUUUAUUUGGAGUGGUGGCGCUAGUGAGCUCGGCGCCGCAGCAGAAGCCAGCCGACCAGGUCAUCGCGAUCAUCAAUCAGGACUUCGACCAGCAGCCCGAUGGAUCAUAUAGAUACAGUUACGAGACUGAGAACGGUAUCAAAGCUGAAGAGACCGGGUCUGUGAAGAAGGCCAGUGGUCCCGACACCGCCGACGUCAUCAUAGCGCAAGGCGGCUUCAGCUACACGGCGCCCGACGGCACCGUCAUCAACUUGAACUACAUCGCCGACGACGAGAACGGUUUUAAGCCAGAGGGUGCCCAUUUACCGACUCCACCGCCAAUACCGCCGGCAAUCCAAAAGGCCCUGGACUACUUAGCCACUCUGCCGCCACCGCCUCCCUCGAGGAACUAAGCCGGACCCACAGUGACCCUGACCUUGUCUACGAUGACCGCAUUGCCCUACCGAACCGGCCACCGAAUGCUCAUACCGCUUUAGAAACAAUUUAAAGUACUUGUUAUUCCAAAUUAUUUUAAGUCUAACAAUAAAGAUAAAUUAGAUUUUAACACGUUGUUAUCAAAGCGGUACAACUCAAUAAUCUUAACAAUGUAUAAAGCAAUAAAAAAUCAAAUAAAAAUGAACGCAUACAAUGACUGAACUGUGAUAGUUACCGAUGAUAGAGCGGAAAGAAAAUGUUUGUACUAUUUAUUAUU
Molecule: messenger RNA, 790 nt
Organism: Ostrinia furnacalis (Asian corn borer)
Lineage: Eukaryota; Metazoa; Arthropoda; Insecta; Lepidoptera; Crambidae
Gene: Cpr49Ae
Product: Cuticular protein 49Ae
Exons: 4
Coding region: 84-491 (135 amino acids)
Cellular component (GO): chitin-based extracellular matrix
Molecular function (GO): structural constituent of chitin-based larval cuticle
Source: RefSeq, a predicted model, not a curated record